UCUCUCUCUGCCCCCUCUGCCUGGCAAGCGUUGCCCAGCUAUGGGAACCUUUGACCUAUGGACAGAUUACCUGGGUUUGGCACGCCUGGUGGGGGCUCUGCGUGGGGAAGAGGAGCCUGAAACCAGGCUGGACCCCCAGCCGCAGCCAACUCCAGGAGCAGAGGGUCAGACACCCAGCCUGGAAUCGUCACCAGCUCCUGAACGCCUGUGCUCCUUCUGCAAACACAACGGCGAGUCCCGGGCCAUCUAUCAGUCCCACGUGCUCAAGGAUGAGGCGGGCCGGGUGUUGUGUCCCAUCCUGCGUGACUAUGUGUGCCCCCAGUGCGGUGCCACGCGUGACCGUGCCCACACACGCCGUUUCUGCCCGCUCACCGGCCAGGGCUACACCUCUGUCUACAGCUACACCACUCGCAACUCAGCUGGCAAGAAGGUGUCCCGGCCUGACAAGGCAAGGAUGCAAGAUCCAGGGCAUCGCCGAGGCGGCGCAGGAGCUGCAGCGUGUGCAGGUUCCAAAGGUGCUGGGAAAUCAGCUGGAUCUUCGCCCUCUUCCUGCUGCCCCUCCACGUCUGCCUAGGAGACUGGUGCAGGGAGGAUGGAGAUGCUGCCUUCCCCUGGUGUGGGGACCCAGGCUCCAUGGAGGAUGUAUUUUGGGGGAAGAUCCACCUUGCAAGGACCUGGCCCUGGGCCCUUGCCCCAGCCUGGAGGCCUGGUAAGAGAGCAGGGCCUGGGAGCACAGCGGAAAGCGCCCCCAUGAGGAAGGAGGUAGCCCUCAGAUCCCCUGGCCCUCCCUCCCCAGCGCUGGGCGCCCAGUCAGCACUCAAUAAAUGCUUACGAAUGGA
Messenger RNA from Neogale vison (American mink), 839 nucleotides. It is a transcript of the gene NANOS3, whose product is annotated as nanos C2HC-type zinc finger 3. Gene Ontology annotation, cellular component: perinuclear region of cytoplasm. The record is from RefSeq and is a predicted model, not a curated record. Gene Ontology annotation, molecular function: mRNA binding; zinc ion binding. Bases 41 to 574 code for a protein of 177 amino acids. NCBI's taxonomy places the organism in Eukaryota, Metazoa, Chordata, Mammalia, Carnivora, Mustelidae. The transcript has 2 exons. Gene Ontology annotation, biological process: negative regulation of translation; oogenesis.